CAACCCGAAGUUUGAUUUAAUGAAAAAUAAAAAUUGAUCGUGAGAUCGGCCGGAGCUCAUCUAAGUACAUCUAACGGUUGGAUCACCUGUUGUAUACUAUAUGCUUGACGUACACCAGUUAUUACCACAUAUAUAUAUAUAUAUAUGGGGAGUUCUACGGUACCCCGGGUGAAAUCCGGGGUACCGCAUACCUUAAGUAAGAAAACGCUAUCUAGAACUUGAAUUGACUGAUCUUUCGGACAUUAAACUAUACUCUAACCCAUAAAGAUUAAAAUCUUUAUAGUUUAUGAUUUAGAUAAUUAGGACCUAGGGUUCACUCAUUAAGGGUUAGGGUAUAGUAUCAUGCCCAAAAAUCAUGCUAAUUCAUGGUCUAGAUAGUGUUUUCAUACUCAAGGUAUGCGGUACCCCGGAUUUCACCCGGGGUACCGUAGAAGGCACCAUAUAUAUAUAUAUAUGGUGACUUCUACGGUGCCCAGGGCAAAAGCCGGGUACGGGUACCUUGGCCGAUCUUAACCGUUCGUUUUCAAUCUCCACGGCUCACGUUUGUUAAACCUAACUGCGCCACUAAAUAACUAAACAAAUUACAAAAAGCCUCCUCCGCGUUAAGUUUGUUUUCAUCCUAGUCCAACUAACUGCCCCGAUUAAAUUAAAUGGAUUAAGACCCAAACCCAAUUGGGUAGACCCACUGCCGCCCAAACCAAUUUCCAGUCUCCCUAACCAAUUACACGAUCCCUCUCUCGUCUUGGAGGGACGCCCCUUCACAGUUCCAAGAGAAGCUCCCCAUCCACAUUCGACGUAGAUUGAAUUUCCCAAAAAAAUUUUGUCUUGUUUCUUCUUCGCCAUUGUAUUUCCCCUCGCCUAUCUCUUUCUAACACGAUUACGGCGACCAUGUCUAUUAUUGUGUUCAUCGAACUUAUCAUUUGCAAAAGAACCCUUGAAAGAGGUUUGCUAACCCUAGGGUUCAUGUCCCUAUUGCUUUGUCAUCUUGUCUUAGCGUUAUUGUGAUUUUCUCGAGCCUUAUAUCUCUCGGUGAAUUUAGGUUUCCUGAUAUGUAGUGUUCGUCUCGCCCAGAGGAUUGAGGAAGAAGAUGAAGAACACAUAAUUUGAUUCGAAUCGGAUGGAGAGGUCUCCUUAGUUUGUGUUUAUGUAUUAACGGUACGUUUAGGACUAAUUCUAGUUGGAAUGGGUCUGAUCAUUGAUUUUUGCAGGCUUUUAAAUAACAUUCAAACGUGGGCUUGUACAUGACCCAUGCAAUAUUCAAAAGUGGGCCUGGAACGUGCGAGCCCAUUAGUUUUCUCCUGCGGUAUCAGCGCCAACCCUAGUUUAACUAGCUUUAGUUACCCUAGUUUAACCUACACGAGUUAACAUCAUUACUACAUAUCUUCCCAAAUCUUCUAACUCUUGACAUUCCAGACUCAACCGUCUCCAUCACACGUCUCCACACUCAACCCCCACGAUCACUUUUUCUUACACCUACAAUCUCUCUUUCCUCCAUCUUCACCUUCCCUCAUUCCUUCUUCCUCUGACUCCAUGGCAAACAAAGGCAAAUCGUUUGCGGAUAUGGGCAUACUAACUCUAUCAAACGACGACUGCCGAUCCACCCCAAGUCUCGCGGACUAUCUUUCAUUCACGAGCAAGACAUCUAUUAUGGCCGAGUAUGAGUUCAUCCACCUGUCCCCUUUCCCUCGAGAAGUGAAGCAGUUAAUUAAAAAUCUUGGCUGGGAAAAGUUCUUUGAUCUCCGGAGUCGAGGAAGCACCAGUUACUGCCCGCAUGUGGUGAGGAAGUUCUACCACAAUUUAGAGCUGUCUGGUCCCUCCGAUUCUCAUCUCGUGUCGGUCUUCCUGGGUUAUAGAGCCUGCUUCCAGCCUCAUCAGUUUGCUGAGAUCCUCGAUCUCCCCGCCGCAGGACACCACAUUGAUAGCAGAAGCGAUCUUCGGCUGUACGAUUUUGAGUUCGAAGUUGAACUGGCGAGACUGACGAAUGGGCGCAUCCAGGCUUCUUUCCUCCCAGAUCCUCUUCGAUUCCUCCAUUGGAUGAUCGUCAACUGCUUCAUGCCAAGGUACAGUGGUCAUUCGAUAAUUCGUAAACUUGACCUGUUUAUCCUUGUGCAAGCUCAAAGAGGUGUUCCUCUUAACCUCGCAUCUCUCAUGUGCAUGAACAUGGUUGAGGCUGCUCCUAGAGGGGUAAACUGGUACACUGCCUUUCCAUAUGCCACCUUCUUGACCACCUUUCUUGGAAGGGUUGGGAUGGAUAUGGGGGUUUAUGCUAGGGAGGACCAUUCCGCCUAUUUGCCAGUCUACCGUAUCGUCGAAGUGACCAAUACUUUUUAUGACCUUCGGCAUACGGAGCAUGAAGAGACCCCUGAGGCAUCCUCAAGCAAACGUCCUCGGCUUACAUGAGAGUCGAUUGAUGCAGGGCGGGGUGGAGCAGUGAAGGGGCCAGCAUUGGAUGUGUUUUGUUAAGAAGUUUACUGUAAGGCUUCGUUGUUUUUUUUUUCCAGUCUUUUUCUCCAACACUCAAAACUGUCAGGUACUGAGGGGAGCCAGUACAUCAUCUGACUAGGAAAGUCUCCCAACUUUUUAAUUAUCCAGACAAAUAUUUUUCUAUGCAUGCAGUAUUUUGUGAAUUUGCCAUGGCUAAUUUCCCUAAGACAGGUGACGAGAUGCAGUAAUGGUCAUCCCUAAGCAAGGAGGUGCAAUUGCAUCCUACACUUGCUAUGAUGUGAGAAGCUAUUGCAAGGGUGCAAAUUUGGUUGCAAUUGAAAUUGGCCCACGAGUGGGGACUAUUGAUGAAAUUGCAAUGUUUUCUCAAAAUUAUAGAAGUGGAAGUAGGGACUACCUAUGAAAUUGCAAAUGAAUUUCAUUGGGGGAGAUUUUAAUCCGCUUUUGUUCUAAGCAGUUCCAAUUAGGUUGAUUAUAAUGAUUUUUUAUCUAUGGUGAUUUUUUUCCCCUUUUUCGUCAAGACUCAUGCUUCUUUUAUCCCCCUGUGGAUCUAUCAUGCUUCGUUUAUAGUAAAAUAUCCUUUUAAUUAUACACAAUAAAGAAUCCAUUAAUUAUGUAUGCCUUUUUAUUGUAUUUAUUACUACAAUGAAUUCUCUGACUAAAAGGGGAGUGAAAACAUCGUUGGUGGAAAUUCAAGGAAUGGAAUGAUAAGGGCUGUGCAUAAAUUCAAUUUCUGUAAAUAAUUAAUUUUAUUAUUAUUAGUUAGUAACGUCAUAAGUUUUAGUUAGUGGGUUAGUGGCUCCUACUUUGUAGCUUCAAUCUGUUCAAGAGUUGGUACUUAAGCCACUCUCAUCAUCAAUGUAAAUCACUACUUUCAAUCCUUUACAUGGAAGCUUUUCCAUAUCCUAGGAACAUUAAAUUAAUUACAUAAGAAUUUUCUAUCUGCCUUGUACUGGGUUUGGUCAUUAUUUAUACUGAUUGGGAGCCAAUCAGUUUUACCUUUUGGGUUACCUAUACAUGAAUGCAAAUUUAAUUAUACGAUUGGGAGCCAAUCAGUUUUACCUUUUGGGUUACCUAUACAUGAAUGCAAAUUUAAUUAUACGAUUGGGAGCCAAUCAGUUUAACUAUACAUGAUCCCAAUUAAACCUCUCUACAAGAUACAAUGGCUUGAAGCCUUGAACAGAAGCAACCUCACUCACAAGUUGGAAGCUGGAAUUUUGGCGAAGUCCCUUUGCCAUUUCCACGAAAAAACAAACCAAACCAAACCAAAUAUAGAAAGCAUUCACAAUACCAAAAACCAAAUAUAGCAAGCAUUCACAAUACCAAAAACCAAAUAUACAAAGCAUUCACCAAACCAAAAACCAAACCAAAAACCAAAUAUUAAAACCAUUCACCAAAC
Molecule: messenger RNA, 3841 nt
Organism: Linum trigynum
Lineage: Eukaryota; Viridiplantae; Streptophyta; Magnoliopsida; Malpighiales; Linaceae
Source: the annotation of a GenBank genome assembly